This is a messenger RNA of Ascoidea rubescens DSM 1968, 1632 nucleotides long. RefSeq names its product DEAD-box ATP-dependent RNA helicase DBP2 (gene DBP2). Gene Ontology annotation, biological process: rRNA processing. Gene Ontology annotation, molecular function: ATP binding; RNA helicase activity; RNA binding. Gene Ontology annotation, cellular component: nucleus; ribonucleoprotein complex; cytoplasm. The record is from RefSeq and is a predicted model, not a curated record. Lineage: Eukaryota; Fungi; Ascomycota; Saccharomycetes; Ascoideales; Ascoideaceae. The transcript has 2 exons. The coding region runs from base 1 to 1632 and encodes 543 amino acids.
AUGUCUUACAAUUACGACGGUGGCUACAGGAACAGCGGUUAUAAGUCCAACAACUACUCAAGCAAUGACCGCUACUCAAAUGGCAACAACUACAGAAACAACAACUCUAAUUCCUCUUACCGCAACAACAACGGUAACUCCUCCUUUGGCAGUGACCUAACCAAACCAGACUGGGACUUGUCCACCCUUUUGAAAUUUGAAAAAAACUUCUACAUUGAAAAUGACAUUGUCAAAAAUCGUUCAAACGACCAAGUCGAGCUGUUCAGAGCAACUAACCAAAUGAUUUGCUACGGGCAUGAUGUCCCCAAACCCGUUGAAUCCUUUGAUGAAGUAGGUUUCCCAGAUUACGUCCUACAGGAAAUCAAAGCUGAAGGCUUUGAUAGCCCAACUCCCAUCCAGUGUCAAGGUUGGCCAAUGGCCUUGUCUGGUAGAGACAUGAUUGGUAUUGCCGCCACUGGCUCAGGUAAAACCCUUUCCUACAUCCUACCGGCUAUCGUCCACAUAAACGCUCAACCGUUAUUAAACUAUGGUGAUGGUCCAAUUGUCCUUGUUCUAGCUCCAACAAGAGAACUAGCUGUCCAAAUCAAGGACGAGUGCAGCAAAUUCGGUAAAACUUCUCAAAUCAAAAACACUUGUGUUUACGGUGGUGCUCCAAAGGGUCCCCAAAUCAGAGACCUAGCUAGAGGUGCUGAAAUCGUCAUUGCCACUCCCGGUAGAUUGAUCGAUAUGCUAGAACAAAGAAAGACAAACUUAAGAAGAGUCACCUACUUGGUCCUUGAUGAAGCUGACAGAAUGUUAGAUAUGGGUUUCGAACCCCAAAUCAGAAAAAUCGUCGACCAAAUUCGUCCUGACCGUCAAACCCUCAUGUGGUCUGCGACCUGGCCCUUAUCUGUCCAACAGUUGGCCCACGACUACUUGAACGAUUAUAUCCAAGUUAACAUUGGUUCCUUAGAGCUAACCGCUUCUCAUAACAUUACUCAAAUCAUCAAAGUCACCACUGAGUUUGAAAAAAGAGAACUAUUAUUGGACCAUUUGUCUGAAGCUAUAAAGGACAAAGAAGCUAAAAUCCUAGUAUUUGCCGCUACUAAAAGAGCUUGUGAUGAGCUAACAACAGUCUUAAGAAAAGAUGGUUGGCCCGCUUUAGCUAUUCAUGGUGAUAAAAUUCAGUCUGAAAGAGAUUGGGUUUUAAGUCAAUUUAAAAAUGGUUUAAGUCAAAUCAUGAUUGCAACUGAUGUUGCCGCUCGUGGUAUUGAUGUUAAAAAUAUCAGCUAUGUUAUCAACUACGAUAUGCCUGGUAAUAUCGAAGAUUAUGUUCACAGAAUUGGUAGAACCGGUAGAGGUGGCUCAACUGGUACUGCCAUUUCCUUCUUUAGUGACUCCAACUCAAAACUAGCUGGUCCUUUGCUCAAGAUUCUCGCUGAAGCUAACCAAGAAAUUCCUCCAGAUCUACAAAGCAUGGGCUAUCGUGGAGGUGGCUACGGAGGUGGUCGUGGCUUUGGUGGUCGUGGUCGUGGAGGCGGUCGUGGCCGUGGAGGCAGAGGCGGCAGAGGUGGUCGUGGUGGAUUUGGUGGUAGAUCCAAUGGCUUCAGCAAUGGCGGUGGAAGUGGUGGAGGUUAUAACUCUCGUUACUAA